ACUUCACAGGACCUGGAGACACCAAACACCCUCGAUAACACCCAAACUUUGAUCGCCGAACAACGCUCAGAUUCCCGCGUCUCAUCACUGGAGACUUCGUAUUCCUGGCAAAAUGGUGGCCAAGAGCUCGCCGGACUGGCUCCCGCCCGGCUGGUCCGUCCAAUCCAGAGACCAAAAGAGAGGUCGCAAAAUUGAGUUUUAUAUCCAUUUGGAAACUGGGAAAAAGUUCUUUUCUAAGGAUGAUGCUGUGCGCUUUAUCAAAAUGGAAAACACGCGCGGUAAAAAGCCUCAGCCAACUUCUGUGCAGAUCCCAAACCACUCAGAAGAAGUUCCUUCUCAACUUGAAGUGGACCCAACCGAAUAUCCUGAAUGGUUGCCUAAUGGUUGGAAAGUGGAGCUGAGGAUACGACAGAGUGGUGUGCAAGUUGGAAGAGAAUACAAGUGUUACAUUGAUCCCUCCAGAGAACGUACAUUCUAUUCCAAGCCAGAGGUAUUUCGGUAUCUCAAAACUGUAAAACGGAAGAGCUCGAAGUCUGGAAAUCUCAAAUCUAUAAGCAGCAAGAGAUGCAUAACCGAAGGGAAGGAUGUCACUACCAUGCAGCUGACAAAAAAUGUUUAUGUUGAGAAGCAUCAUGUGGAGGAUUUACCACCGGGAUGGAUAAAGGAGAUCAAAGUUACAAAGUAUGCAAAUCGAUUUAGAAAAGACCCGUAUUACACAGAUCCAGACUCUGGAUACGUGUUCCGCUCCAAAAAGGAUGUUAUUUGCUAUCUAGAAACUGGAGAGAUCAGUAAACAUGCAUUUAAACCCAGGAAUAUGUGCGGGAAUGUUCUAAAGUUAGCUAAUGAUGCACCAUCAUCUGCAACCAAAAGGAGAAAACUUGAGCAUCCUGUCAUGAGGAGACAGGUAUCACAGCCAAAAAUUGAACUCCCUGACAGACGUGAAGGAAAUAUGUUAUUUGUUGAAGUUGAAGGUUCUGUGGUAGACCCAGGAAAAAUGAGUUCUGCUGGAGAUGAGCCUGGUUUGACUCCUGCUAUUAGUCUGAACGAGAACAAUUCACUUGAGCCUGUGAUGGAAAAAAGCAAUGUGAGGAGAGCCCUAGUACACUCGAGCAAAUCAAAAAACAAGGAAAUUCAUAAUUUGUCUCGUCGGUCCUCAAAACGACUUGCUGGGAUCAGUUUAGAACUACCAGAAGCUGGAAGCUCCAAGUUGUUAGACAAAAGGGUACCCUAUGAAAGUGGAGUGGCCUUUGGUUCGACAACUGAGAUUGUCCAAGAGAAGCAUUUAACUGGGAACAUGCUUGAAAAAUGUGCCGAAACUAAGGAAGAUAGUUCUCUAAACACUCUGGAAAAAAGCAAAGGCAGGAGAGCCCUAGUAGACUCGAGCAAAUCAACAAACAAGGAAAAGAUCAAUUUUUCUCGUCGGUUCUCCAAACGACUAGCUGGGAGCAGGUUGGAACUACCAGAAUCUGAAAGCUCCAAGUUGCAAGACAAGAUGGUACCCUCUGUAAGUGCAGUUGCCUUUGCUUCGACAGCUGAGGUUGUCCAAGAGAAGCGUUUAGUUGAUGACAUAGUUGAAAAUUGUGCCAAAAAUAAGGAAGAUGGUUCUCCAAGAAGACCGUCACAGGCAAAAGCUGAACUUUCUGACAUACAUGGAGGAGGAAAAAUCGAUGUUAGAAGAGCCUCUGUAGACUCAAGCAAAUCCAAAAACAAGGAAAAGUUUAAUUUGUGUCGCCGGUUUUCAAAACGACUUGCUGGGAGUAGGUUGGAACUACCAGAAACUGAAAGCUCUGAGUUGCCAGACAAGAUGGUAUCCUCAGUAAGUGGAGUUGCCUUUGCUUCGACAGCUGAUGUUGUUAAAGUGAAGCAAUUAACUAAUAACAUGCUUGAAAAAUGUGCUAAGACCGAGGAAGAUGGUUCUCCAAGCAGGUCAUCACAGCCAAAAGCUGAACUGUCUGAGACACAUGAAGGAGAAAGGUCAUUGCUUGAAGUUGGAGGUCCUUUGUUAGACCCAGGAAAAAUGAUGUGUACUGGACAUGAGCCCCUUUUUACUCAUGCUGCUUACACCCUGAAUGAGAAUAAUUCAGUUAAGACUGUUUUCAAAAAAAGCAACAUCAGAAGAUCCCCAACAGGCUCGAGCAAAUCAAAAAACAAGGAAAAGCUUAAUUUGUCUCGUCGGUCCUCAAAACGACUUGCUGGGCUUGAACCAGAGGGGGCUGCUAAUUUGGUUUCCACUGAACGAGCUGUUCAAGCUGCAACUAGGAAGCCUAGUAAAAGUGAUUCUGGUCAAGAUGUAGGUUUGGCUUCAGAUCUUGUAAGUAGAGCAUCUCAGCAGCUUGGGGCUCCAUCAGAAACAAAGGUAACGCAUCAUACUUUAACUGAUUUAAAAUCUGCAUCACCUGAGCAGCCAUUGGACAAGGGAGAUAUGCAACUUGAUGACCAAGUGGUUCCUAAGGAGCAACAACAAGAGCUGGAAACUGAGAAAGGGGAUGCUGAGAAGCCAGAACCAGAGCUCAGCAUUCUGUUUGGUUCAGACCCCUGCCUAGAAUUUGCAUUCAAAACGCUUACAGGGGAAUUGCCAAUAUUUGAUAAUGUGGAUAACAGGCCUAUUCUAAGACCUGCAGCUGAUAUGAUGGAAAAAGAAAAUUCAUUUGACGGUGGAAUGGAAAAGAACUGUAGUAGAAAACCGAGGGCUAACAAAUCCAAGGACAGUAAAGAACUUAAGUUGCCCCGUUGGUCUUCAAAUCAGUAUGCUGGGGUUGAACCUGAGCUGCUGGCCAGUACUAUGUCCGAGGAACGAGCUAUUAGAAUUGCAACAGAAAAUUCAUGUAAAAGUAUAGCCAUCCCAGCUGUGGAUUUGGCAGAUGAAGCAUCUCAGCCGCUUGAGAUUACACCAGAAGCAAAGCUUGCAAUUCGUCCUUGUACUGCUAUAAACAAUUCAAUGCAAGAGGAGCUGUCAAACAAGAGCGUGAAGGCUCUUGAAGAGCAUGCUGUUCCUCAGGAGAAACCCCAAAACUUUGAAACCGAGAAGGCACAUGUUGAGCAUCCAGAGCCACAUUUCUCUUUCCCUUUCAUGGAUUCAUGGUCCGACCCAUGCCUAGAUUUCGCAUUCAAGACUCUUACAGGUGCAAUUCCAUUAGAGGAUGAUUAUUAUCACGGUUACUUCCAAGAGAAACUUGACACCUCUCACAACCAUAGAGAUAGUUUGGCACUACCAGAUUUUGGCACACCUAGCUUGUUUCAAAGUGAUAUUUUACCUCAGUUUGAUCCACCAGAACAAUCUGUUUCUGGCCAACAGUUUCCCAUGAAUUCUGCAUUCCUGCCUUCAGGAAAUGUGAGCAUGCCCAAUUGCAGUGGAAUUGGUUCAGGCCAACAGUUAUCUAGGAAUCCUUCAUCCCUCCCUGCAGGAAACGUGAGCAUGUCAAAUUGCAGCGGGGUUUGUUCAGGCCAACAGUUACCUAUGAAUCCUUCAUCCCUCCCUGCAAGAAAUGUGAGCACGUCAAAUUGCAGCGGGGUUUGUUCAGGCCAACAGUUGUCCAUGAAUUCUUCAUUCCUGCCUGCAGGAAGCGUUAGCAUGUCAAAUUGCAACGGGGUAUGUUCAGGCCAGCAGUUAUCCAUAAAUUCUUCAUGCCUGCCUGCCGGAAAUGUGAGCUUGUCGAAUUGCAGCUUGGUUGAUUCGCAGUGGCCUUGCGUAGGAGGCAGUAAUGAUUACCAUGGAAAUGUAAAGUCCUAGAGCGAAGGUAGUUCCUGUCUGCAAGUACACAGGUUUCUGUAAGUUGUACAUUUUGAAACCUUGUAACUGUAUGUCUCUUGUGAUGUAGCAAUGUAACCUAUGAAACAAUUCAUGAUAAAAUUUCACAUUGUUUAAUAGAAUGGUAAUACAAAUAAUCUAAUAAAA
This is a messenger RNA of Pyrus x bretschneideri (Chinese white pear), 3895 nucleotides long. RefSeq lists its product as uncharacterized. The coding region runs from base 113 to 3730 and encodes 1205 amino acids. The record is from RefSeq and is a predicted model, not a curated record. NCBI's taxonomy places the organism in Eukaryota, Viridiplantae, Streptophyta, Magnoliopsida, Rosales, Rosaceae. The transcript is spliced from 7 exons. Gene Ontology annotation, molecular function: DNA binding.